GUGGGUUUGUUACGGUGGGCAUCGAUCGCGUUGCUCGGUUAUUUUUCACUCACACUGGAUUACGGCUGGUCGCGCCGAGUUUUGUCGGCAUGAAGGAGUGGCGUGGCGUGCACUAACCCACGCGCGGACAUAAAUCCCUUCCCCGGUUAUUUAGGACUAAUAAGGACAAAGAAACGGAGGAUUUCCACCGUGGGAAUGACGGAACCGUAGAGCCAAUGAUUGGCAGUCAUCUCGGUCAAUGACUGAUAUCAAACGGGGGAAAUACAUUUGAAAACUGACUGGCAUUGAGAGCAGCCUGUCGACUGAGACUCGGAGCUCUGACGGAUUUUUAGGAUUGUAAUGUCCGUUUUAGUAGUUUUAAUGUAUCCAAACAAAAGGCAGUUUGGAGAGGGGAAGUAGAUAUCUGGUCUUAAAUACACGCUUCUCUCUUGGGUUUACAGCAGUGCAUAGGAAAGAUAAAGUACUGUUUUAUACUAUUACACUUAUCUGAGAUAUUUAAAUGGCGCAUGCUCCAAAUAAUUAGGUCUUUACCGACCCAUUUCGAUUAAACCCGGUUUUCCUCUAGGGACUGCAGUCGUUUUAAACAUACAUUAGCUUUUAAAACGAUGGACGAAGGACGCUAAAUAUUUUUGUUUUACGAAAGCACGGAAAAGCAGUCCUGGGUGCCAGUUUGUAAUCUAAUGACAUUGAUUAAAACCUGACACAAGUUUUGAACUUCCUGAUUUGGUUUCUCUCGGGCAUUCGGGUGUGUUAUUGUUAAAGAUUAUGGCAGCAGUUGUGAAUUACUCUCCACCGUGGUGGGUUAACCUGCUACAUAGACUGCCACACUUUAAUCUGCAAUUUGAACAAACCAGUAGUGAUUUUCGCCCAGAGGACACCUCAUACCAGCAGUCCAUCCUGCUGCUGGGUGGCAUAGCUUUGGCAUGCUUGGCUCUGGACCUCAUCUUCCUCCUCUUCUACUCUUGCUGGCUGUGCUGCCGCCGCAAGAAAAAUGACGAGCAGCCCAACGCAGACUGCUGCUGCACGGCCUGGUGUGUCAUCAUCGCCACCCUCAUCUGCAGCGCCGGCAUUGCUGUUGGUUUCUACGGGAAUGGCGAGACCUGCGAUGGGGUGAAUCGGCUCACAUACGCCCUCCGUCAUGCCAACCACACAGUGGCAGGAGUGCACAGACUGGUAACAGACAGUACAUCAGAUCAGAGCCAGACUGUGGAUGAGAACCUUCGGCUACUGAGGGACCAGUAUGCAAAACAUACAGACUAUCUGUCCAUCAUACAGAAACUGCAGGAUCAGCGGGGUGAGCUGGUCAAUCAGAUAACCGACAUCCCCUUUUGGAAUGAACUCAGCAUUUCUCUGGAGGAUCUGGCAACCACGAUUGAAUUAUAUGACUGGUACAGGUGGCUGGGCUACCUGGGUCUGCUGCUGUUUGACGUGCACAUUUGCUUGCUGGUGCUCUUCGGUCUCAUCCGGAACUCCAAAGGAACUCUGAUUGGGGUGUGUAUUCUGGGUGUGUUGGCGCUGGUAAUCAGCUGGGGCUCUCUGGGUCUAGAACUGUCUGUCUCCUCGGGCUUCAGUGACUUCUGUGCAGCACCUGACAUGUACAUUUCCAAGGUGACGGAGCAGUACACACUUAUCAAGAAAGAUAUACUGCAGUAUUACCUUACAUGCAACGUGGGUCAGGUCAACCCCUUCCAACAGAAGCUGUCUGGAGGUCACAAAGCACUGGUGGAGAUGCAGGACGACGUGUCAGAACUACUGCGCUCUGCUGUCCGAGAAUACCCCAAAACAAAGGGUAACCUUGAGCAAAUUCAGGGAGCUUUAAACACCACAGAAAUUGGACUGCACCAACUCACUGCGCUUGUGGACUGCCGCAGUUUGCACAUGGAUUAUAUUCAAGCAUUGACUGGUGUGUGUUAUGAUGGUCUGGAGGGGCUGAUCUACCUGUUACUGUUCUCCUUCAUCACAGCCCUCAUGUUCACCUCUGUGGUCUGCAGUGUGCCACACACAUGGCACAGCAAAAAGCCUGAAGAGGACAGUGAGGAAGAGUCUCUGGCUCAUGGAGGAAGACAGAAUCAUGAUAACCUGUACCGAGUGCACAUGCCCAGUCUCUACAGCUGUGGCAGCAGCUACGGCAGUGAGACCAGCAUCCCUGCGGGAGCACACACUGUCAGCAACGCUCCAGUUACUGAGUACAUGACUCAGAAUGCAAACUUUCAGAAUCCUCGCUGUGAGAACACUCCUCUCAUUGGCAGAGAAUCUCCUCCCCCCUCCUACACAUCCAGCAUGAGGGCCAAAUACCUCGCCAACGCCCGGCCUGACCCUAACUCCAGCUCCUCGGCAAACUAAAUGGACGCUGUAUCCCCUUCCUUCAGCCCAGUCCAGUCUACAGUUCACGCACUCACACACAUACAUACUUUUGCCUUUUCCCACAGCCUCAGACAAGUUUCACCCCAGGCCCACCCAUCCAGCCAUUUCAAACAAAGAGCCAUGUUGAUCUUUGAUGUGCACUCUCUAACCCAGCUGAUAAAGGACGUCCUUGCAUCAUGUAAAUACUGCUGUCACCGGAAAGUUCCAGAUGGCUGGUUUUGGACAGAGUUUAGGCCACAAGUUCAGCAGGGCGGCAGAAGAUAGUUCACUUAUAGCUUUGUGUGUUCGCGUAUGAGUAUCUUUAAUGAGUAUGAACUCCCAUAUCUUAGAGAGAUGCUGAGUGAUGUGUGUGUGUUGCCCUUGCUUUUUUGUGGUGCUCUUGCCAGAGGUUCAAAAGGUCCAGAAUUAAAGAACUGGAAGGGGUUUGAUGCCCUCAACUCUACAUUCCUGCAUGAACUCUGUGCUGUAGUGAUUUACUGCCACACCAGGCCUAUCAUUGGGAGACUUUACAUCUGUGGCAUCUACUGUAAUAUGACUGAACACCAUAGAAAAAUCUAUCUAAUUUGAAUAGCAUGCAAACCUCAGCAAUGCUUUCCACAGAAUGAAAAAAAAUUGGGUUCCUCUGGUUUGUGUUGAAGGUAUGAAUUUAAAAGCAUUGAUGUUUGGAAGUAGCUAUUCUAAAGAUAUAACUGCCACCAUUGGUGUGAGAUGGACCAAUGUUGUGUGAGUUUAAGGCCAGAAACAUAUUUACGCAAAACGCAGAUGCGAAUACUUUGGCCAAUGCAUUGCAGAUACACAGGAUUUGUACAUACUUAACUUGCUUUCUUCCUUUGAUUAUAACAAACUUCAGUACCCAAGGGGGCGAUAGAGUUACCUUCAAAUUUGCCGUUAAACCAAAUGGGUUAUUAUUCAGGUAGCUAGCUUUAAACAUGUCAACUUUAAAGGAAUAGUUCACCCAAAAAUGAAAAUUCUGUCAUUCCGAACCCAUAUGCCUUUAUUGUUCAUCAUAACACAAAAGGAGAUAUUUUAAAGAAUGUUGCAAUUGAUGAUUUGCAUAUAGCAGUUGAUAGUGAUUCAAUUCAAAGCACAAAAAGCAAACAACCGUGUCAUAAAAGUAGUCCAUGCGACUCUUACAUCAUAUUCCAAGUCUUCCAAGGGUAUACAAUCACUUUAUAUGAUGAACAGAUGGAAAUUGAAGUUGUUAUUGACUCUCAAAUCAAAUAAUUUUUCAAUUCAUGUAAACAACCUAAAUCAAAUAUGGUGACACGUCAGUAACAAUAUUGGUUUAAUGCAUCUCAUAACCAAACAUCCUGAUAUCAUGACACAAGAAUGAGUCACUGGACAACAUUUAUGAAAUGUUUGAGUGCUCUUUUAAGCUUUAAAGUGAGUCAUUGAGCCAUUUACAUGCACACCAAUGCGCUCCCAAAAAAAUCAGCUUGUUUAAAGAAAUCUGACAAAGAAAAGAACACGUUUUUACAUGAGAUUUAAAAUAAUAAUGUUAUCUGCUUUUGAUGUCAAUAUGUGAAGAGCCAUGUGCACAUUGGAUAAGCUGAUAAGAACAUGCAACACGAUAUUGGGGUAAUGAGCAAAAAAUCUACCUGUGUCGAUAGGUUUAUUCUUAAGCCGUUUAUGACCUUACACUGAUAAAGGAAAGACAUUUAAUGUGUUUACAAGACCACACAUGUCAUCUUAUUAAGCAUAAUCAGUAUAAGAACGUGCAUGUAAAUGCACUCAUUAUCAACUGCUAUUGCAUGGAAUUCAGCAAUUACAAUAUUCAUAAAUACUACUUUUGUCUUCCACAGAAGAAAGUCAUAUGCGUUUUUGAUUACAUGAGAGUGACUAAAUGAUCGAAUGUUCAUUUUUGGAAGAACAAUUACAUUUAGUAACUUGCUGAUGCUCUUCAAAAUGUUGACCUGAUAAAGACAAUGCACAAAACUACAGGUGCAUCUCAAUAAAUUAGAAUGUCGUGGAAAAGUUCAUUUAAUUCAGUAAUUCAACUCAAAUUGUGAAACUCGUGUAUUAAAUAAAUUCAGUGCACACAGACUGAAGUAGUUUAAGUCUUUGGUUCUUUUAAUUGUGAUGAUUUUGGCUCACAUUUAACAAAAACCCACCAAUUCACUAUCUCAAAAAAUUAGAAUACAUCAUAAGACCAAUAAAAAAAACAUUUUUAGUGAAUUGUUGGCCUUCUGGAAAGUAUGUUCAUUUACUGUAUAUGUACUCAAUACUUGGCAGGGGCUCCUUUUGCUUUAAUUACUGCCUCAAUUCGGCGUGGCAUGGAGGUGAUCAGUUUGUGGCACUGCUGAGGUGGUAUGGAAGCCCAGGUUUCUUUGACAGUGGCCUUAAGCUCAUCUGCAUUUUUUGGUCUCUUGUUUCUUAUUUUCCUCUUGACAAUACCCCAUAGAUUCUCUAUGGGGUUCAGAUCUGGUGAGUUUGCUGGUCAGUCAAGCACACCAACACCAUGGUCAUUUAACCAACUUUUGGUGCUUUUGGCAGUGUUGGCAGGUGCCAAAUCCUGCUGGAAAAUGAAAUCAGCAUCUUUAAAAAGCUGGUCAGCAGAAGGAAGCAUGAAGUGCUCCAAAAUUUCUUGGUAAACGGGUGCAGUGACUUUGGUUUUCAAAAAACAUAAUGGACCAACACCAGCAGAUGACAUUGCACCCCAAAUCAUCACAGACUGUGGAAACUUAAUACUGGACUUCAAGCAACUUGGGCUAUGAGCUUCUUCACCCUUCCUCCAGACUCUAGGACCUUGGUUUCCAAAUGAAAUACAAAACUUGCUCUCAUCUGAAAAGAGGACUUUGGACCACUGGGCAACAGUCCAGUUCUUCUUCUCCUUAGCCCAGGUAAGACGCCUCUGAUGUUGUCUCUGGCUCAGGAGUGGCUUAACAAGAGGAAUACGACAACUGUAGCCAAAUUCCUUGACACAUCUGUGUGUGGUGGCUCUUGAUGCCUUGACCCCAGCCUCAGUCCAUUCCUUGUGAAGUUCACCCAAAUUCUUGAUCGAUUUUGCUUGACAAUCAUAAGGCUGCGGUUCUCUCGGUUGGUUGUGCAUCUUUUUCUUCCACACUUUUUCCUUCCACUCAACUUUCUGUUAACAUGCUUGGAUACAGCACUCUGUGAACAGCCAGCUUCUUUGGCAAUGAAUGUCUGUGGCUUACCCUCCUUGUGAAGGGUGUCAAUGAUUGUCUUCUGGACAACUGUCAGAUCAGCAGUCUUCCCCAUGAUUGUGUAGCCUAGUGAACCAAACUGAGAGACCAUUUUGAAGGCUCAGGAAACCUUUGCAGGUGUUUUGAGUUGAUUAGCUGAUUGGCAUGUCACCAUAUUCUAAUUUUUUGAGAUAGUGAAUUGGUGGGUUUUUGUUAAAUGUGAGCCAAAAUCAUCACAGUUAAAAGAACCAAAGACUUAAACUACUUCAGUCUGUGUGCAUUGAAUUUAUUUAAUACACGAGUUUCACAAUUUGAGUUGAAUUACUGAAAUAAAUGAACUUUUCCACGACAUUCUAAUUUAUUGAGAUGCACCUGUAUAGAAGCAGGCAGUUUAUGUUAAUACCUGUUAUAACACCCCUUGUGGCAGCGGUGAGAAUGCAAUGCAUACUUAAAUUGUGAAUUAUGGUCUGACACAUUCCAGAAUGACACAUGAAAUCAAGCUUGCGACGCUAGACGCAUUUGCAUUCACAUAUUUGUGUAGUGAAUAUUUUGGGUGUAAAACUGUAGUAUAAGCUGGUUUUAAGGACACGAAUGGUCUGAAUUCUAUCAUCUCAUUUACAGGAUUGCAUUUUAGGAAUGGGAAGUAAUGGUUGAUAAUUGCUGUGUAGCUAUUGCAAUCCUCUUUCCUGUAUAUAAUACACAUGGACUGCAUUAAACAAACCACUCAAAGACCACAGUAUGCCUCACAUUUAACCGGGCUAUAUCCACUGCCAAUAUUGGAAAACUUGAAGAUACAGGGCUGGAUAAACCAGCCUAACACAAAAAGGGGUCAAGUAAUCAACAUCUGGACUUUCAUUGCAACUAGUUUUGACCAAAUCCCAAUUUUCUUCACAACCUUUAACAGGGAUUGGCUUCAAAUUGACUUCAACCUAUUUUUCCUCUUCAUUAUUCUGAACUCUCCAAUCAAACUGAACCAUCAGAGAUCACUUUGUCUUAUGCUGAGACCUUAUUCGAACUUUACAUUUGUCUUAAUAAUGUCCAAAAAUGGAGCCACAGGGACCAGCUCUGACAAUUUGUCAAAACUUAUCUUUUCCAUUAAUCUUCCAUGCAUACCAUAUGACUGCUGAGCUACCAUAGAGCUCUCUUGCCACUCUCGUGCUAAAUGAAAUAUGAAGAUUUCCUGAAGAGUUCAUUGUACUGUACAAAAUGUAAACUGGACAUGUGGACAUUAAGUUUGCCGCUUAGUUGACUUCUCCGAGGGGAGACCCAGGAAAUGAAGUCAUUAGUGGCAUCUUGUUUUCUCCUCAUCAAACAAAAGAGAGGCUGCAGUUAAAACCUCAGUAACUCAUGCUGCAAUUCAGUGUGACUUUCAAAAGCCCACAAUUUCCUGGACUCCUUGCUUCUCUGCCACAAAUUGCUUUAUUCUCAAAGUUAGGGAGAACUUACCAUCUUUGAAGAAGACUGAAAAUAUGAUGUGCUGUAACACUGAAUAUUUUUCCAUUGAUGACAGCACAGGUUUGUUAGAGACCAGGCCAACAACUGGCAUCUGAUCAGGGUUGCAACUGGAAUAAGGAGUUUUUUCUCCUACACAUCUCCUCAAAAGACCUCUCUCAGACAUUACAAAUUAAAUCUAGUAUGAGCUUGUUAUAGGCAGUGUGAUAAUAACCUUCCUCAACACCUCAGGGGUUGUUAUGACAUGCUCCAUCUUACUGGUAAUGUCUCAAUUUGAGGACACCUAGCACGGCUCAUGUCCUUACCACAACAUUUUCCAUCUCAAAAAAGCUAUAUGAUCUAAAUCAUUCAGUUUACAAGGUGGAAUGGAUGCUGUUGUGUAAAUGCAGACAGACUAAUAAUACAUUUCCAAUGUGACAUUUAUGGCCCUUUCCUAAGUGCCGCCAUAAUCCCUUAGGGCUGUUCGCCGAGUCCAAACUUUGGUGACGUAAUGCCACCUAGACUUUGUGAGCGCCCUUCGGAAUCAUAAUAACUGACAAAUAUGACACUCUCCAAUCACAGUUGCGCACUAGCAACAUUUGUGACAGGGCCAAAGUCUCAAAGACUGUAAGACUUUUAUGAAAACAAGCAGCCACUAGGGACAUAAAGGGAUGUAUUGCAGCUAUAAGCAAAAAGAGCCUUGGAUUGUGUGUGAUUUAGCUCAUACCUGAAAAAUCUGUCACUUAUUUGAAAGUGUGAGCUUUUUUCUUUUUUCAGUUUGCUUCUCAAAGCAUGGUCAUCCAUUCAAUGUUGAGUCAAGCCAUAUUGUGUGCUACUGAUGCUUGCAUUGGUUUCUUGAUUGAUGCUUUUGUGGGUAAUAAUGAGGUCUGCUUCCUCAACUGUGCCAAUAACCAAAAACUUUGUACCUUCCUUGUAUCCUCUAAAUGUUUCACAACCUUCAAAAUGUGGACAUUUUUCCUCAUGAGCUCUGUGUGGCAUGAGCAACCAGAUUAGAUACCUGUGAACAUGAGCCUGAUGUUGUGGGUGUCAUUGUUAUUUUCCAUGUAAAUGAUCACGUUGGUGACGAUGCAGUCUCUGUUUUUAUGUGGACAUUCACUCUUGGGUAAUGCCAUACUGCUACACUGAUGUAGAAACAGUAGGCUAUAUAAAACAAAUGUUUGCAAGAAAAUGGCCUGUGUCGAGGACAUGGAUUUGUAAUAUCAUAGCACAAGUCAGUUUUUCAUUUUUAACUUAAUUUUUACUUGGAUUUCAUAGUCCAUGUGGCAUAUUUUUAGUCAUUUUUAGCAAGCACAAAAACAUUUUGUCUCUUUCAUGUGAAUACAUGAUUUUGGUCUUUUAUCAAGAUGUUUUGAUAUGACUUCAGUGUAGGAUGAUCUUUUUUUAUUCUUUCUUUUUUUGAAAUUACUAAAAUAUUGUAUAUGUAAAACCUGUGGUUUUAUUGAGCUUGAACUCAGUGUUUUCAGAUUAAAUUUAACAUUAACUGAUAAAUGUGCAAUUUGUGCUUAA
Molecule: messenger RNA, 8465 nt
Organism: Myxocyprinus asiaticus (Chinese sucker)
Lineage: Eukaryota; Metazoa; Chordata; Actinopteri; Cypriniformes; Catostomidae
Product: protein tweety homolog 3-like
Exons: 14
Coding region: 766-2343 (525 amino acids)
Cellular component (GO): plasma membrane
Molecular function (GO): volume-sensitive chloride channel activity; intracellularly calcium-gated chloride channel activity
Source: RefSeq, a predicted model, not a curated record